Molecule: messenger RNA, 6276 nt
Organism: Thalassophryne amazonica
Lineage: Eukaryota; Metazoa; Chordata; Actinopteri; Batrachoidiformes; Batrachoididae
Gene: fer1l4
Product: fer-1 like family member 4
Biological process (GO): plasma membrane organization
Cellular component (GO): membrane
Source: RefSeq, a predicted model, not a curated record
GUGUGUGAUUGACAGGAUGCUGGGGAAGCUGGACAUCAGCCUGCAGCACGUGGUCCACUCGGGGAGGUUGUGGCUUCGGGAGCCGCUCACUGAUGCCAACUACAGCUUGACUGAUAUCCAUAUUGAGUUGGACAUUCGCUAUCAUCCUGUUGAAGGAACAGCGGGAGCCUGGGACGGAUUUGACUUCUUGAAACUUGAGGACAGAGACGAGUCUGUUUUGGUCAUCAAGAAUGUUGGAUUUGAUGAUCGUGACAGUCAGCAGAACAUCGCUGUCACAGAUCAGCUGGACAGGGAGGCGCGGCGUUUGGGGCGGAGCUUGGUUGGGACUGGAGAUGAAGAUGACGAUGAUGACGAUUACGAUGAUGACUUGAUCUACUUGGAAGCUUCAAACAUCAUCCUGACUCCUCUGAAGAGCCGUUGCAGGCCGCUGUCCAGAAGAGUUGUUGCAGCCGUGCCUAAAGUCCAGAGCUUCCAGGUCAACAUUAACAUCCUGGAGGCCCAGAAGCUGGUGGGCGUCAACAUCAACCCUGCAGUGUUCAUCAGGGUGGAUGGACUGAAGAAAAACACAGCAACGCAGAAAUCCACUAACUGCCCCUACUACAAUGAGAACUUUCAGUUUGAGUUCCAGGAGACUCCAGAGAUCCUCUUUGAUAAUGUCAUAGAGAUAAAGGUAUUUCACCGACGGACUCUGGCCUUUUUGAUGACUCACAUUGGAACCUUUAAGAUUGACAUUGCCACUGUGUACAACCAGCCAGACCACCACUUCUACCAGAAGUGGGCUCCUCUGACUGACCCGGCGGACACAAGGUCAGGGAUCAAAGGCUACGUGAAGGCCAGCAUCAACAUCCUGACCAGAGGAGAUUCUCUCAGCGUCCCCACUCUGUCUCCUCCGUCUUUGUCCUCCGGAGCCGGCGAGGACAUCGAAAAAAACCUGAUGCUUCCUCGAGGUAUGCCCUCUGAACGUCCGUGGGCUCGAUUCAGGGUCCGGAUUUACAGAGCCGAGGGUCUGCCCACCAUGGAGGCUGGGCUCAUGGCCAAGAUGUCAAAGGUCACAGACCGGACUGUCUUCAUUGACCCCUACGUGCAGGUCACCUUCGCUGGACAACAGGGGGAGACGUCAGUCUCGAGCGCCACCAACUGUCCAGUCUGGAAUGAGGAAAUAACCUUUAUUGAGCAGUUUCCUCCUUUGGCUCAGCGAAUCAGGGUUCAGGUCCUUGAUGAUGCCAAGAUGGGAGAUGUUGCCCUGGCAACGCACUUCCUGGAUCUUCAGCAGAUUUCUGACCCCACCAGAAAUGGGUUCAACCCGACCUUUGGUCCAUGUUGGGUCAACCUGUAUGGUUCUCCUAAGAACUCCACCCUGGGCGAUGUCCACCAGGCUUUAAACCAGGGUCUGGGUGAAGGAAUAUUUUAUCGUGGGCGUGUCCUCCUUGCUCUCAGCGUGGAACUUUACUCCUCCCCCUCUGCCAUCAGUGUGGACACAGGUGCUGCUGCUCUGGGAAAGAUGAAAGGAGCACUAGGAAAAUUUGGACUGAGGAAGAAGAGCAAGUCCAAGCACAGGAUGGACGGUGAUGCCGCUGGGACACCUGUUGACUCUGGAGAGGUUGGAGUGGAGGUACCAGAGGCUAUUACCGUGGAAACUGUGGAGACCUACCCACUUCCUGAGGGGUUUCUGGGAGAAAAAGAGGAGUUCCUGCUGUUUGGCUCCCUGUUUGAAGUCACAAUGAUGGAUCCAUCUGUAGGAACCAGAUCCGUGACCUUUGAACUCUCUAUCGGGAAUUAUGGGAAAGCGGUGGGAGUGAGGAGAUCCAAAAAGAGCCAGAGCAAAGAGGAGUUGAGGAGGAGUCGAGAGGAGCUGAGGAGCAGCAGAGAGGACCUCAGGGUGGAGGAGCAGAGUCUGCUUCCAGCUGAGGAGGAGCUGGAGAGAGAGGAGGUGCUCAGCCCUGAACCCGAGAACAGAUCUGUGUCUGCGGCCAUGAGGCCACAGCCCAUCGAGUAUGACAGGUCCUUCCACUGUAUUCCUCUUCAGCCUCCGGUGAUGAGACAGAAGCCAUGUCUGUUCGUCUGGAGCCUGUUUGAGGACCACAGUUAUCGUCUUUAUCAAGCCAACUGGCUGAACAAGAUGGCCAACAGGCUGGAGACGGGUCUGGAUGAGGUGGAGCGUCUCCUGAGGAGGCCAAGGAGUCACGUGAAGGAGCGUCUGGUGGAGGUUCUCCUGGAGCUGGUGGCCUCCUGCAAACAGUUCAGUGUUUUCUCAGACAGAAGGUCUCAGUCGCGUCCCAACAGCCUGGACAGAAGUAGGAAGGAGCUGAUUAAGAAAAACUUAGUUCUGCUGGCAAGACAGGCAGUGAGAACGAAGAGGAGGGUCACCAAGAAAACGGUCCAACAGCGACUGAUGGACGGCAGAAGAAUCCUGAAGAAACUCCGCCUUCUGGCAAAAGAGCCCCAGAGCACCAUCCCAGAUGUCUUCUUAUGGUUACUGAGUGGAAGCAAGAGACUGGCUUACGUCAGGAUCCCUGCCUACUCUGUCCUGUUCUCACUGGUGGAGGAACAGAGGGGGCAGGACUGCGGCAAGAUCAGCACCCUCUACAUGAAGUCUCCAGGAGGACCAUCAGGUGAGAUCUUUGCCAAGCUGGAAGUCUACCUGUGGCUCGGUCUGGCCAAAUACAGCAAGAAGUCCUCAACUCUGCCUGAGGAGUUCUUGCCAGUCUAUGAGGAGGAGUUGGAGUACGACAAGAACCUGGUUCCUGUAAAAACCAGGAACAUUCCCACCAGCCUGUCCUGCCAAGACAGCAGGUACUUCCAGCUGCGAUGUCACCUGUACCAGGGGCGUGGCCUGAUUGCUGCUGAUGACGAUGGUCUAUCGGAUCCCUUUGCCAAGGUCCUCUUCUCCACACAGUGCCAGGUCACCAGGGUGGUGCCUGACACUCUUUGUCCCACCUGGUGUCAGUGUUUACUAUUUGACCAAGUUUUACUGGAAGGAACAAGGGAGGAGCUACAACAGGACCCGCCUCUCAUAAUCAUCAGCAUCUAUGACCAUGAUGCCUUGGGCAGUCCGGAGCCUCUUGGGCGUGCGUUUGCGGAGCCGGACUUUAAGUGGGUUGAGAAUCGGUACCAGCAGCCCCAACUCCGGUUCUUUGACGUCAGCUUGGGGAAGGUCACUGCUGGCGAGCUGCUUGCUGCCUUUGAGCUCAUCGAAUUGGACUACUCCGGCUUUGGAGAGCCUGUCCUCCCCAGCACCGUGGAGCCUCAGGAACUGUCUUACCUGGAAGAUGAAAGACAUUACACCAUCCCAGACGGAGUCCGUCCUGUCCUGAAGACCUUCAGGAUUGAGGUACUAUUCUGGGGACUGCGAGAACUGAAACGGGUGCAGCUGUUUGAGGUGGAGCGCCCCCUGGUGAAGGUGGAGUGUGCAGGACAACAGCUUGAGUCUGAGGAAAUUGAAAGUUAUCAGAUCAAUCCCAACUUCAAAGAUGUGGUUGGAUAUCUAGACGUGGAGCUCCCAGAGCAAGUGUACUUGCACCCUCCAUUGACUGUGUUUGUGGUGGAGCGGCGUGCAUUUGGCCGUGUGGCUCUGGUUGGAUCCCAUGUGGUGCAGAGCCUCAUUGCCUACGCUGCACCAGAGCUUGGGGAGGAGACAGACGAGGAGGAGGCGGAGCCCAAACAACGAGUAAGGAAGAGGUCAUCAGUGAGGGCCACUAGUCUGAACAUGGUGAAGAAUAUUGGACUCAGUGGCCUGUCAAUCAAACAGUCAAGGAUCCCCCUGAGCCCGUUGGCGCUGGUUCAGGCUCCUUUGAAGAAGUACAGGAAAUUAGUGGAGGACCUGGAAGAGGACAUCCCUGAGAAGGAGCAGCUGGACUGGUGGUCCAAAUACUACGCCUCAAUAGAGGAGCUGGAGAAACAGAAAGCCGAGGAGGAGGAGGACGAACACACAGAUGCAGACGGCGGGAACCUGAGCAUGGCGAACAUCGAGGAGGAAGAGGACGAGGAAGACUUUGUGGCUGUGGAGAGCGAGCCGCCCAAGCGCAAACUGAUAGCCACCUUAAAGCUGUACAGCAGUGACCUGGAGUCCCAGUUCCAUCAGUUCCAGGACUGGCUGAAGAGCUUCCCACUGUACAAAGGAAAAGCCAUCGGUGAGGACGACGACGAUGACGGUGGAGACAGACUGAUGGGAAAGUACAAGGGAUCCUUCCUGGUUUAUCCCAUCGACUUGUCAGAGAAAGAAUACAUCAAAUGUCAGAUCACCAAUGGAAUCCCCAGAAACUCACCAAUCAAAGUCCUCGUGCGAGUCUACAUCAUCAAGGCCACAACUCUGGCUCCGUCAGAUCCCAACGGUAAAGCUGAUCCUUAUCUGAUCAUCAGAGUCGGGCAGCAGAGUCUGGACACCAAAGAAAAAUACAUCCCCAAGCAGCUGAACCCCGUGUUUGGCGAGGUGUUUGAGUUCACGGUGUCCUUCCCGUUGGAGACGGAGCUGGUGGUCACAGUUAUGGACCAUGAUCUGGUGGGGUCAGAUGAUGUCAUUGGGGAAACACGGAUCGACCUGGAGAACCGGUUCUACAGCAACCAUCGCGCCUCCUGUGGUUUGGCGUUGUACUAUGACACCGAUGGCUACAAUAAAUGGCGUGAUGCAAAGAAGCCGUCAACCAUAUUAGCUGAGCUAUGCAAGAAAAAUGGCAUCAUGUCUCCAGAGUACCGAGGAUCUGAAGUUAAAGUCCUCAACAAGAUCUACAAAAUCCCAGCAGAUGCAGUACCUGAAGCUCUGCUGAAGAAGAACCAACGCUCCCCACAGGAGGAGGCGGAGCUUGAGGAGCACGUGGCUCUGAGCGUGCUACAGCACUGGGAGGAGAUGAAGGAGUUCCUCCCCAAAGCUCUGCCACUGGUCCCAGAACACGUGGAGGUCCGGUCCCUGCUGAACCCAGACAGACCGGGACUGCCACAGGGUUACAUUCACAUGUGGGUGGACAUGUUUCCUAAUGAUGUUCCUGCUCCGCCCCCUGUGGACAUUAAGCCCCGCCAACCUGAACAGUACGAGCUGCGUGUGAUCAUCUGGAACACGGACGACGUGUUUUUAGAUGACAUCAACCCGUUCACCGGGGACCCGUCCUCUGAUAUCUACGUCAAAGGUUGGAUUAAAGGUUUAGACGACAAGCAGGAGACGGAUGUCCACUUCAACUCUCUGACUGGAGAAGGAAACUUUAACUGGAGAUUUGUUUUCCGCUUCGACUACCUUCCCACUGAGAAGGAGGUGGUGUACAAGAAGAAGGAGUCUUUCUUUUCCCUGGAGAAGUCUGAGUUUCGUCAACCAGCGGUUCUGACGCUGCAGGUCUGGGACUAUGACCGCAUCGCCACCAAUGACUUCCUGGGCUCUAUUGAGUUGAACCUUAGUGACAUGGUUCGUGCCGCCAAAUCUUCCAGUAAGUGUACCAUCAGCAUGGCAAAGGAUCGCGCUGGUCCUCGCUUCUCCAUCUUCCGCUCAAAGAAGAUGAAGGGCUGGUGGCCCCUGAUUCGCCUGAAGACGGCUGAAGACUUUGAGAGGGAGGAGAAGGAGAAGCAGGAAGUCAAGAAGAAGGGACGCAAGAAGAAGAAGGACAAGAGCAGGAGGAGCAAGAUGAGCCAGGAAGAGCUCCAGUUCACUGACAGCAUGGGGAACACCUACCUGCUAAUGGGGAAGGUGGAGGCGGAGCUUCAGCUGGUGACACUGGAGCAGGCGGAGGCAAACCCUGUGGGGCGGGCACGCAAAGAGCCAGAACCUCUGGAAAAACCAAAUCGUCCCACUACCAGCUUCACCUGGUUCGUCAACCCCAUGAAGACAUUUGUCUUCCUCAUCUGGAAGAAGUUUAAGAAGUUCAUCAUCGCGCUGGUCAUCCUGGUUAUUCUCACGCUCUUUCUUGCCCUCAUCCUCUACACGCUGCCGCAGCAAAUCUCUGCCCUCAUCGUCAACGGCUGAAGGCUCUGUGCUGCCCCCUGCUGGAGGCCCUGUCUGUCUACAAGAAACUGAACUCAGUUCAACGUGAUCACUUCGCAUUUGAUAAUAAAGACUGAUUUGAUAUAUUUAUACUGAGUGCACAACAUUACCCAGAAUCCUCUUUCCUCUCCACACAGCCAGACUCUCCUGUUUUUAACAUUAUUUUCAUAUUUUGUUAUUUAAAGUGUAAUGUGUCAACAUCACAGAUCUGUAUCAAUAUUCUGAUUGUUGUGUGUUUUUACUGAUAUCCUGUCAAUCAUAAGAUUUUUAUUUUUGAAGCAAAUCUUUUCUAAGUAAAACUUUCUAAAUGUGAA